AUGAGCCUCAUCCCUCUUGGCCCACGUUGCGCUGCGAGCGGUAGCAGGCAUGCUGCCUUCGCCUUGCGUAAUGUGCAGGUGCAAUCGAACAAGUGUGGUAGCCGCGCCCUAUCCACUGCCAGCUCCCGACUGCUUCUGUCAGCCAAUACUGCAGCCCCUUUGAGCUGGCCGCGUGUCCAGUCUGCCCUACAGCCGUCUAGAGUCUCUGUAACACGUUCGCCCUUGGUCUUGUCGCGGUGGAACUCUUCGAAGACGACUCCACCUUCUUCGUCUCCUGCAAAGUCAUCUUCACCUACGGCCUCAUCUUCUAAGACCUCUUCGGAAACCUCUGCGUCAUCCACGACAGCUCCUGCAGCAGCGUCUGCUGUUCAGAAACUUGUCGCACGCAUUCGAGAUGCCUUCCUGCAGUCUUUGGCUAAGGCCGCAUCUCGAUCGGGCACUGGUACUGGAGGAAAGGACACAACAACGGCGCCUCCUACCUACCCAGACUUCAGGCGACUGUUUUCGCUGGCUGCGCCGGAGAAGAAAGCCCUCUUCCUCGCUCUCAGUCUCCUGCUAGUUUCUUCUGCCGUUUCCCUAGCUGUCCCCUUCACCAUCGGCAAGGUCAUCGACUUCUUCACCGCUCCGACGCCGGCCGAGACCGACGGUAAAGACGGUAGCUCAGAUGAUGCUGCAAAGAAGAAGGAUAAGACCAUUUUCGGCAUGGGCUUCAAGUCCGUUGUUCUAGUCCUGGUGUUCGUCUUCGCGACUGGAGCAGCUGCUAAAGCUGGGUCGAAUAUCAUGCUCAAUCUGGCCGGUGUGAGAAUCGUCAGAAACAUCAGAGAGAAGUGCUUCGGGAAUGCUGUCAGGCAGGAAGUCGAGUGGGCCGACAAAUCGCACGGCGAUAUCAUCUCACGUCUUUCCGUCGACACGUCCAUUGUCGGUGAUGCCGUCACUUACGAGCUUGGCGAUGGCCUGCGGUCUUUUUUGACCGUCAUCUUCUCCGGUACAACAAUGUUCCUCAUCUCACCGUCUCUCACGCUGCUCAUGAUGGGCGUUGUCCCACCAGCCGCCAUCGGAGCCGUCUUCUACGGACGCUACCUACGUGACUUGACCAACAAGACGCAGGAAGCCGUCGGGCAGAUGACACGGACUGCAGAGGAAAGACUCAACCCUCAAGCCUUCCGCACUGUGACUGCCUUCAAUGCUCAGGCCAUUGAGCAGAGGCGCUUCGCAGUCAAGGUGAAAGAUAUUGCGGACAUUGAGACCAAGGAGACGUACGCUUCGGGAUUCUUCUACGCGGGUACCGGCUUCGUCGGCAAUUGCUCUAUUCUCGUCCUGCUCACGUACGGUGGUACUCUCGUCUCAAGAGGUGUCAUCACAGUAGGAGACCUGACCAGCUUGCUCAUGUACACAGCCUACCUCGGUGGAGGUCUGGCAAACAUGACGUCUUUCUUCGCCUCCAUCAUGAAGGGUGUGGGAGCUGGAGCUCGAGUCUUCCAACUCAUCGACCGGGAGAGUGAAGUCAGGCUUGGCGAGGGUAGGCCGCUGACCGAGGCAGAGAAGAAGAAGGCCAAGAUCGAGUUCAGGAACGUCCACUUUGCUUACCCGUCGAGACCGGGAGUCAAAGUUCUCGAUGGCAUCGACUUGACCAUCGAGAGGGGAGAGAGCGUUGCGCUGGUAGGCGGUAGUGGAGUCGGCAAGUCCUCUGUUCACUCGCUUCUCAUGAGGUAUUACGAUCCUGACACAGGAUCGAUCACUUAUGGUGAUGCUCCAAUCAAGGACAUUGCUCCGGCAGAUCUCCGUGACCAGCUCGCCGUGGUGACACAAGAGCCCAUCCUCUUCAGCGGCACAUUGCUCGAGAACAUCUCCUACGGCUGCGACCCGCCGCCGUCACGAGAGCAAGUCAUCGAGGCAGCCAAGAUGGCCAAUUGUUGGGAGUUUGUCGAGCAGCUGCCAGGCGGUCUUGACGAGGAGAUCGGUUCUCGACAGCUCUCGGGAGGCCAACGUCAGCGCGUAGCCAUCGCGCGAGCGCUCUGCAGGAAGCCAAAGAUCUUGCUGCUCGACGAAGCCACGUCUGCUCUGGAUUCAGCUUCUGAGUACCUUGUCAACAAGUCCAUCUCGGAUAUCAUUCGCCAGGGUGACAUUACAGUCUGGAUUGUCGCUCAUCGGCUGAGCACCAUCAAGAGUGCCAACCGAAUCUUGGUCUUGCAGGGAGGCAAGAUCAUCGAGAAUGGCUCGUUCGAGGAGCUAGACCGACCAGGCAGCGCUUUCAGAAAGUUGGUCGGAAGCCAGAUCGAGCGGGACGAUGAAGGGGACGGAGAGACUAUUGUGCAAGACGAUGCGGUGCAGCAGGGGCAAGGACAGACGGUGCGUGCCUAG
Messenger RNA from Microstroma glucosiphilum, 2361 nucleotides. RefSeq lists its product as hypothetical. The transcript is spliced from 3 exons. Gene Ontology annotation, molecular function: ATP binding; ABC-type oligopeptide transporter activity; ATP hydrolysis activity. Gene Ontology annotation, cellular component: membrane. The record is from RefSeq and is a predicted model, not a curated record. NCBI's taxonomy places the organism in Eukaryota, Fungi, Basidiomycota, Exobasidiomycetes, Microstromatales, Microstromataceae. The coding region runs from base 1 to 2361 and encodes 786 amino acids. Gene Ontology annotation, biological process: transmembrane transport.